Messenger RNA from Acanthochromis polyacanthus (spiny chromis), 5264 nucleotides. RefSeq names its product mediator complex subunit 14 (gene med14). The transcript is spliced from 29 exons. The record is from RefSeq and is a predicted model, not a curated record. Gene Ontology annotation, biological process: regulation of transcription by RNA polymerase II. Gene Ontology annotation, cellular component: core mediator complex; mediator complex. Gene Ontology annotation, molecular function: transcription coregulator activity. Bases 314 to 4627 code for a protein of 1437 amino acids. NCBI's taxonomy places the organism in Eukaryota, Metazoa, Chordata, Actinopteri, Pomacentridae.
CUCACUCCUCAGAACUCCUUUCUGGGUUUUCUCUCCCACCGCUCCUAGGGUAAUCAGCCCCGACAGCAAAGAUGGCGGCUCCGCGGCGUUGAGUCUUCUCCGUAAUGGGUUACCAAAUUGUGUGCAUUUGCUGAGUUUUCUGCUGAACGAGGAUACCAAGUCCACUCCGAGAGACGCUUCUAGUUAAGAAAAUGUUGUGAGACUGCUCGGAAAGUCUUUUCCAAAGGGAGUUAGCGACCACAGCCCGAUAGUUUUCCGUUGUAGCCCUGGGUGUGCAUCGACGCAGCUAACUAAUCGUUAGCGUCAUUGUAAAAUGGCUCCGGUGCAGAUUGGGUCAGAUGGACAGCUCGUCCCACUUGGAGGUCCGGUGGUUUCGGGACCACAGCCGCCGCCACCUGGGGCACCGGCCACACAGGGGGUCCGGUUGAGCUUGCUUAUUGAGUUCCUUCUCCAGAGGACCUACCAUGAAAUCACCCUGCUGGCGGAACUGCUUCCCAGAAAAACCGACAUGGAGAGAAAAAUUGAGAUCGUCCAGUUCGCCAGUCGCACCAGGCAGCUGUUUGUGCGUCUCCUCGCCCUGGUCAAGUGGGCAAGCAACGCAGGGAAAGUUGAGAAGUGUGCGAUGAUCUCCAGCUUCUUGGAUCAGCAGACCAUCCUGUUUGUGGACACGGCUGAUAGGCUGGCAUCGCUGGCCAGAGAUGCCCUGGUGCAUGCUCGUUUGCCCAGCUUUGCCAUCCCCUUUGCCAUCGAUGUGCUCACCACGGGGUCAUACCCACGCUUGCCCACCUGCAUAAGAGAUAAGAUAAUUCCUCCAGACCCCAUUACAAAGGUCGAGAAGCUGACCACCCUGAACCAGCUGAAUCAGAUUCUGCGACACCGCCUCGUCACCACAGACUUGCCACCCCAACUAGCGAAUCUCACAGUUGCUAAUGGGCGUGUAAAGUUUCGUGUGGAAGGAGAGUUUGAAGCCACCUUGACCGUGAUGGGAGAUGACCCUGACAUUCCCUGGAGACUUCUGAAGUUGGAGAUUCUGGUGGAAGACAAAGAAACUGGAGAUGGGCGAGCCUUGGUCCACAGUUUGCAGGUGAACUUCAUCCACGAAUUGGUCCAGGCACGUCUUUGUGCAGAUGAAAAGCCCCUACAGGACAUGUACAACUGCUUGCACUCCUUCUGUCUGUCCCUGCAGCUAGAGGUGCUACACUCUCAGACACUGAUGCUGAUCAGAGAGCGCUGGGGAGACCUGGUGCAAGAAGAGAGAUAUGUGCCUGCAAAAUACCUCACACUCACUGUCUGGAACCAACAAGUUCUGGGUAGGAAAACGGGUACAGCGUCAGUACAUAAAGUCACUAUCAAGAUUGAUGAAUCAGACGGAUCUAAGCCAUUACAAAUAUCCCAUGAGCCUCCUCUCCCUGCCUGCGACUCUAAAUUGAUGGAGAGAGCUAUGAAGAUUGAUCACCUAUCAGUGGAGAAACUUUUGAUUGACAGCGUGCACGCCCGAUCCCAUCAGAAGCUGCAGGAGCUGAAGGCCAUUCUAAAGACCAGCAAUCCCAGUGACAACUCAUUCAUCGAGACUGCUUUACCCACACUGGUUAUUCCAAUCCUUGAGCCCUGUGGUCGUUCGGAGUGCCUACACAUUUUUGUAGAUCUGCACUCUGGCAUGUUCCAACCCAUGCUGUAUGGACUAGAUCAGUCCAUGCUGGAUGACAUUGAAAAGACCAUCAACGAUGAUAUGAAGCGCAUCAUAACUUGGCUUCAACAACUGAAGUUCUGGUUGGGAGAGCAGCGCUGUCGACAGUCUGUGAAACACCUUCCCACUGUGUGUACUGAUGUCCUUCACCUCUCCAACUCGGCUUCUCACCCCAUUGGCAGCUUGUCCAAACACAAACUCUUCAUCAAGCUGACACGUCUUCCACAGUACUACAUUGUGGUGGAAAUGCUUGAAGUGCCAAGCAGUCCCACAGCAUUGCAGUAUAAGUACUCCUUCCUGUCAGUGUCUCAGUUGGAGGGAGAGGACGGGCCCAUGUGUGCUCAGCUUCUGCAGCAUUUCAAGCCCAACCUCGAACACCUUGUCCAAGAUCCUACAACAGGGAGAGGGGUCCGACCUGGGACUAAGAGAAAGAGUCCAGGAGAACAGGUGGACCCAGAGCCAAAGAAGCCUAAACGGUCUGGAGAAAUUUGUGCCUUUAACAAAGAACUGGCUCACCUUGUAGCGAUGUGUGAUACCAACAUGCCUUUUAUUGGCCUCAGAACAGAGCUGUCCAACAUGGAGAUUGCUAAUCAGGGAGUCCAAGUGGAGGGAGACGGCAGCAGUCAUGCAAUACGUCUGCUUAAGAUUCCUGCCUGUAAAGGUGUAGGAGAGGAAACCAGGAGAGCCUUAGAUCGUUCUCUACUGGACUGCACCUUCCGGCUUCAAGGCAGGAAUAAUAGGACCUGGGUGGCUGAGCUGGUGCUGGCCAACUGCCCUCUUAACAGCACACACAGCAAAGAGCAAGCCACUACGCGGCACGUGUACCUGACCUAUGAAAACCCUCUGUCGGAGCCGGUGGGCGGACGGAAGGUUGUUGAGAUGUUCCUCAAUGACUGGAAUGCCAUCAGUCAGCUCUACCAGUGUGUUCUCAACUUCUCUCGUGCACUGCCAGAGAUGCCGUCUUACCUGAGCCUGUUCUCAGAGGUGCGGCUGUAUAACUACCGUAAGCUGGUGCUGUGUUACGGCACCACCAAGGGCAGCUCCGUCACCAUCCAGUGGAACUCCAACAGCCACCGUUUCCACCUCGCGCUGGGCACCGUGGGGCCGAACUCCGGCUGCUCCAACUGCCAUAAUAUCAUCCUCCAUCAGCUGCAGGAGAUGUUCAACAAGAGCCCAAAUGUGAUGCAGUUGCUGCAGGUGCUUUCCGACACACAGGCUCCGCUGAAUGCUAUUAACAAGCUACCGACAGUGCCCAUGCUGGGCCUCACCCAGCGCACCAACACUGCCUACCAGUGCUUCUCCAUCCUGCCCCAGUCACCCACACACAUCCGACUAGCGUUCCGAAACAUGUACUGCAUCGACAUUUACUGCCGCAGCCGCGGAGUGGUGGCCAUCAGAGACGGAGCCUACAGUCUCUUUGACAACACUAAGAUUGUGGAGGGCUUUUACCCCGCUCCAGGACUCAAGACAUUCCUCAACAUGUUUGUGGACAGCAAUCAGGAUGCUCGCAGACGUUCGGUAAACGAAGACGACAACCCGCCGUCGCCCUCGCCGGUGGGUGUAGACGUGAUGGAGAGUCUAAUAACUCAGCUGCAAACGCCACAGCCACCGCAGACUAUGAGAGGGGGAGCGGGAGGCGUUUAUCCUCCUCUCACUUCACCGCCACCAAAUUACCACGCUAAUGUCGCUCCCUCACCCUCCAUGAUGCCCACCCAGUCACCAGGGAACAUCCAUGCCUCUGGCUCCCCUAGUGGAGCUCUGAGGGCACCCUCUCCUUUUGGGCCCACCCCAUCUCCGUCUUCUCUGGGCAUAGCCAUGGGUCAGACCAGCUUUGCCAGUCCCCACGGUGCUUUGGACCCUAGCUCUCCUUAUGCAAUGGUGUCUCCCAACAACCGGGGCCAGUGGCCGGGUUCUCCUCAAGUCUCAGGACCUUCUCCUGGGGCGAGGAUCCCCGGCAUGUCCCCUGGUAACCCUUCACUGCACUCGCCUAUUCCUGACCCUCAUUCUCCACGUGCUGGGACCAGUUCACAAGUCAUGCCUACCAGUAUGCCUCCACCCCGCAAGCUACCUCAGCGCCCCUGGGCCGCCUCCAUUCCGACCAUCCUCACCCACAAUGCUUUGCAUGUGCUUCUGCUCCCCUCACCCACUCCCUGCUUGGUGCCAGGCCUGGCGGGAAGCUACCUCUGCUCGCCGCUGGAGCGCUUUCUGGGUUCAGUUAUCAUGAGAAGGCACCUCCAGAGGAUCAUCCAGCAGGAGCCCAAUUUAUCCAUUUUGAACUCCAACGAGCCGGGCGUGAUCAUGUUCAAGACGGAUGUGCUCAAGUGCCGGGUGGCUCUGAACCCAAAGAACUACCAAACACUGCAGCUCAAAGUCACUCCAGAAAACGCAGGUCCCUGGUCCCAGGAGGAGCUUCAGGUGCUGGAGAGGUUCUUUGAGACUCGCGUCGCUGGUCCUCCCUUUAAAUACAACACUCUGAAUGCCUUCACAAAGCUGCUGGGGGCACCCACUCACAUCCUGAGGGACUGUGUGCGCAUCAUGAAGCUGGAACUGUUCCCUGACCAAGCUGGGCAGUUGAAGUGGAACGUCCAGUUCUGUCUCACCAUCCCUCCCAGCGCUCCGCCCAUCGCUCCUCCUGGAACCAUCGCUGUGGUGCUCAAGUCCAAGAUGCUUUUCUUUCUGCAGCUGACUCAGCGUAUCCCGGUGCCCCAGGAGCCGGUGAGCAUCAUUGUGCCCAUCGUGUACGACAUGGCCACGGGCCUCACCCAGCAGGCCGACAUCCCCAGACAGCACAGCUCCUCCGGUGCUGCAGCACUCAUGGUUUCUAACAUCCUGAAACGGUUCAACGAGCUACACCCGGCCAGACAGGGUGAGUGCACCAUAUUUUCAUCUGUUCAUGAGCUGAUGGCCAGCCUCACGCUGCCUCCUGGAACCCGUCAGUGAAAAUCCAGAUCCAGUCAUGAAGCUGGAAUCCCUUUAAAACAGAGGAAGGACGGACGGACAGCUGUGGUCCUCGCAUGUGUCCUCUAUGUUUAAUUCACUGGAUGCAUAAUUAUUGAUCUGAAAGGGAGUGAAAUGUGUACAGUCAUGGACCACAUCUUUAUUCUUGAUAGCAGCAGACAAAGCAGAUCUGAACAAGGACAGCGUUGGAUGAAAAAGGAUAUAAAUGUUAUUUUUUUCCCACCGGGUGGAAACAAGAUUAUCUAUUGAAAUUAAGGUUGUUUACUAAAAUAUGUACAUUGUUGUAUAUUUGAGUGUUGAAGAGAAUCAGGUGAGUUAGAGUUUUGCUAGAGCCUUCAUGUCUUCUGUUUUGUUUCUUUUUUUUUUUUAAAGCCAGACUGAUCUUGUAGUAUCAGGAGAUAUAUUCCUUAGCGCACUAUUUAACUGUCUUCUCGCCUUUACUUUGUCGAUACCUCUGCAUUUUUUGUUUCAAACUUUCACUUUGGAUACUGUAAAACUGUGAUGAACUUUAUAAGCCAGUCGUAUUUUAUUAAGACCCAUUUUGAAUCCUGAUUGGAGACCUCUUGUCUGACUUUGCUAUUUAAUAAACCCACGGUUGGUUUCUGCUUUGAGAAUCUUC